GCAUAAAAAGACAUCCCGCCUCUGUGAUGCGUUUGCCUGGUACCAUCAAGUCUUAUUAGACAUGAGCAGUUGGCGGAGCUUGGUGUUGCGUAUCGGCGAGAAGUGCCCAGAGUACGCCGGAAACCACGACCCCAAAGACCAAAUUGAGGCUUGUUUUGGUUUUGUGCGCAGAGAAUUGGAGCAUUAUGGUCAAGAUAUUCUGCUGUUUGUUCUCCAGUGUGCUGAGCAAUUGCCUCACAAGAUUCCACUCUAUGGAACUUUGGUUGGUUUACUAAAUUUGGAGAAUGAGGCAUUUGUCAAAAAAUUAGUGGAGACUACUUGUAGUAAUUUGCAGGAUGCCUUGGAAUCUGGAAAUUGCAAUUCAAUCCGAAUAUUACUGAGGUUUCUGACUGUGUUGAUGUGCAGCAAAGUAAUUCACUCCAGUUCUUUAGUUGUUGUUUUUGAAACACUAUUGUCAUCAGCAGCAACAACAGUGGACGAGGAGAAAGGAAAUCCGUCUUGGCAAGCACGUGCUGACUUUUAUAUAAUGUGCAUUUUAGCUUGUCUUCCAUGGGGUGGAGCCGAGCUUGUAGAGCAAGUUCCUGAGGAGAUUGAAAGAGUAAUGGUUGGCAUUGAAGCUUACUUGAGCAUUCGCAGACAUGUUUCGGACUCACGGUUUUCUGUUUUUCGGGCCAUUGAUGAUGCUGACAAUCAUCAAAAUGAGAAGGAUUUCUUGGAGGAUCUCUGGGAACGAGUUCAAGACCUCUCCAACAAAGAAUGGAAAGUCGAUAGCGUUCCUAGGCCGCAUCUUUCUUUUGAGGCACAGCUUGUUGCUGGGAAAUCCCAUGACUUUGGUCCCAUUAGCUGUCCUGAACAACCUCGAGCACUCUAUGGAAUUACUCCUGGUAGACAGAAGCAUGAAGCUGAUUCAAAGUAUCCUCAGAGGAUUCGGAGACUCAAUAUAUUUCCUGCAAGCAAGUUUGAGGAUAUUCAGCCAAUUGAUCGUUUUGUUGUUGAAGAGUAUUUGCUGGAUGUGCUCUUUUUCCUUAAUGGCUGUCGAAAGGAGUGUGCUUCUUACAUGGUUGGGCUGCCUGUGCCUUUUCGCUACGAAUAUCUUAUGGCAGAGACAAUAUUUUCUCAGCUGCUUCUCUUACCUGAACCUCCAUUCAAACCAAUAUACUACACGUUGGUCAUCAUUGAUUUAUGCAAGGCUCUUCCAGGGGCCUUUCCUGCUGUCAUUGCAGGAGCUGUACGUACUCUUUUCGAUAAAAUAGCAGAUUUAGAUAUGGAGUGCAGAACACGUCUCAUCCUAUGGUUCUCACAUCAUUUAUCAAACUUUCAAUUUAUAUGGCCAUGGGAAGAAUGGGCUUAUGUGUUAAGUCUCCCGAAAUGGGCUCCACAACGUGUUUUUGUUCAAGAGGUUUUAGAAAGGGAAGUCCGUCUUUCAUAUUGGGACAAAAUCAAGCAGAGUAUAGAGAGUACACCUGCUCUGGAGGAUUUGCUUCCUCCCAAAGGAGGGGCUGAUUUCAAAUACAGUGUGGAUGAUGGUACAAAUCAUGCAGGCCACACCCUCUCUGUAGAGCUCAGUGGUAUGGUUAAAGGACGGAAAACUGCUCGUGAGAUUAUAUCUUGGAUGGAUGAUAAUGUACUUCCGGUUCACGGUUUGGAGAUUACCUGCACAGUUAUUAUUCAGACCCUUCUUGACAUUGGAUCAAAAAGCUUUACUCAUCUGAUAACUGUCUUGGAAAGAUAUGGCCAAGUCAUCGCUAAAAUUUGUACUGACGAGGACAAACAAGUUAUGUUUAUCACUGAACUGAGUUCUUACUGGAAAAGUAAUGGUCAGAUGACAGCAAUUGCCAUUGAUCGAAUGAUGGGUUACCGGCUCAUAUCUAACCUGGCCAUUGUGAGAUGGGUUUUCUCCUCAGAAAAUGUGGAUCAGUUUCAUACCUCUGACCGCCCUUGGGAGAUUCUUAGAAAUACUGUCAGUAAGACAUACAAUCGGAUUUGUGAUUUGAGGAAUGAAAUUUCAACCCUCAAGAAAACUCUAAUGUUGGCUGAAGAUGCUGUUUCCAAAUCCCUGUUAGACUUGGAAGAAGCUGAGUCUAAGCUGACUCUCUUGGACGGUGAACCCGUUGUUGGUGAAAGCCCUGCCAAAAUGAAGCGAGUUAAAGCAAAUGCUGAAAAAGCCAAAGAUGAGGAGCUAUCCACUCGUGAGUCUCUAGAGGCAAAAGAAGCUCUUUUAGCUAGAGCAGUUGACGAAAAUGAGGCAUUGUUCCUUUGCUUGUACCAAAACUUCUCAACUGUCUUGGCAGAACCACUUCAUAAUGCAUUUGCAGAUGGAACCUUGCGGUCCUCGGGUCAGGCAGAAGAAAUGACUAUAGAUCUUGAAGAUUCUUGUGCAAUGGAAGUGGACAAAGAUGAUGAAAGACCAAAUAAGAGUCUUCCGAAUGGAGGCAAGACUGAAUAUUGUCUCGAUGAAAAAAAGCAAUGGUGUUAUUCUACUCUCGGUUAUCUCAAGGCAUUUACUAGGCAAUACUCUUCUGAGAUAUGGCCACUUGUUGAGAAGUUGGAGGCCUCUGUACUGACUGAAGAUGCUCACCCCCUUUUCCGAAAAGCCAUUUACUGUGGCCUGGGAAGACCUGCAAAUGACCUUUAAUUUUGUCACAAUAUCUUAUAUUUUGUUUUGUUGUUUCUCGGACAUUUUCUUAGGAUCUGUCUUGGUUGCCAAAAGACGAGACAAAUGCAUUGUAAGAUUGCUGAUUCGGUUCAGUCCAUCAUACAAAUGGUUGAAUGGGGAGGUGUUUAUUUGUUUAAAGAAUUAUUUUAGCUGUUUAAAAAGUCACUUUUGCUGUCAUAGUAGUAGUAAGAGCGAAUUUGUAACUGUUUUGAAUUUACAUUGUCUUGAGGAUUGUUAAAUUUAAUUCAACAAUACCCCAAGUUAGGCAACGGGAGAUGACGAUUUUAGAUAAAUUUCAUGCUUGUAUGGGAGGAAGGAUUGCAGAAGGAAGAGUUUUGAUAAAUUUUA
This is a messenger RNA of Cuscuta europaea, 3004 nucleotides long. The record is from the annotation of a GenBank genome assembly. Lineage: Eukaryota; Viridiplantae; Streptophyta; Magnoliopsida; Solanales; Convolvulaceae.